GCCACUCCUCAUUCCUUUUUCCUCUUCUUCCUCCCAGGCAUUUCCACUCUUCAUAUUCUGCUACAACAGCAAUGCUGCGUCCCAGCUUUGCCGUGCUCUCCAACUCGGUCAGGGCCAGCCUCGCGGCUGCGCGCCCUUCCACGAUGGCGGCGAUGCCCAAGACGCUGCCCAAGGCGCCCCUCCGGCCUUCGUCGUCGCCCAUCCUCUCGAGCCUGCGCAGCCAGCAGCCGCAAUCGCGAGGCGUUCGCACCUCUCCCUUCCGCAACGGCGGCAAUGGCAGCACCACUGGCAAGGGCAUGGUGCUGAGCAUGCCCCACUCUGCACCCGAUGCUGGUGCGCCCAGCAGCUUCAGCGCGCCUGGCGGAUGGCAGAGGGCGCUGACCAGCGUCGGAAUCGUCGCCGGCACCGCCCUGGCCGCCAACCUGUUCCUCAACCGGCCCACUCGCGACAACCCCAUGGAUGAGUUUAGUACCUCGUAUCUCCACUCGACGUUCAACUACCUCGCGGGCGGUCUUGGCCUCACGGCGGCUGGUGCAAUCGCCCUUCACCGUUCUGGCUUCUCGUAUAGGCUCAUGGCCGCCAAUCCGUGGCUGGUGCUUGGUGUGGGCCUAGUCGCUUCGAUUGGUGGCAUGAUUGGUGCGCAGACGCUGCCACCGGGCCACCCGGGAAAGACAGCCUCGUGGCUCGUCUUCAACGCCGCCCAGGCCGCCGUCCUCAGCCCUCUCCUCUUCCUCAACCCAGCCCUCCUGGCUAGGGCCGGUCUCUACACCGCCGGUGUCGUCGGCAGUCUCUGCUACGUUGGCGCCACAGCCAAGGACGGCCAGUUCCUCUUCCUCGGCGGCCCGCUCUUGGCCGGUGUCACUGUUGUUGCCCUCUCGUCGCUCGCGCCCAUGAUCCUCCCAGCCACGGCCUUCCGGGCACUGGCCGCAACCGAGGCCAUCAGCCUCUACGGCGGCCUCGCCGUCUUUGGAGGCUUCGUCCUUUGGGACACGCAAAAGAUCCUCCAACACGCCAAGCUCGCGCAGCAGGGCCUCAUCCCCGCCGAUCCGAUGCGGGAGUCCAUCGGCCUGGAGCUCGACUUCAUCAACAUUUUCACGAGAAUCGUUCAGAUCUUGAUGAUGCAGCAGGGCAACAGGCGCAAGUAACGUGCCUCACUCCUAGAAUUCUUUGCCACCACAGUAAUCUUUCGCUUUCCGCCUUGUGCCCACUGUAUAAACUGAAAUACUUACCCUCACCGCUCUGAAUCCACGCUGGUUACCGACC
Messenger RNA from Acaromyces ingoldii, 1263 nucleotides. RefSeq lists its product as hypothetical. The transcript has 2 exons. The coding region runs from base 72 to 1145 and encodes 357 amino acids. Gene Ontology annotation, cellular component: mitochondrial inner membrane. Lineage: Eukaryota; Fungi; Basidiomycota; Exobasidiomycetes; Exobasidiales; Cryptobasidiaceae. The record is from RefSeq and is a predicted model, not a curated record.